Maudiozyma saulgeensis is the source of this 2640-nucleotide messenger RNA. The record is from the annotation of a GenBank genome assembly. NCBI's taxonomy places the organism in Eukaryota, Fungi, Ascomycota, Saccharomycetes, Saccharomycetales, Saccharomycetaceae.
AUGUCCUUUGGAUUUUAUAAUGAAAAUUAUAAAUUAAAUACAAAUAAAAAUAAACUAGAAAAUAAUUUUUUAUUAAAUGAAGAUAUGAAUUUUAAUAACAUUAUUAAUAAUAAUAUUAAUGAUGAUACAAAUUCUUUAACUAUAAUAAAACCUACACAUUUUAAGAAAUUAAAAUCUUCUUUAAAAUUAUCUUCCAGAAAUAAUUCUUUAACUUCAUCAAUUUCUUCUUCUUCAUCUUCUUCUUCAUCUUCAAAUAAAAGUGUCAGAUUUGCACCAGAAUUAACAACAGUUAAAAAAUUUUGUUCAACUGAUAAACCUUCAUUUAUUUCUUCUUCUUUAUCAAUCAAAAAUUCAAAUAAUUUAAUUCCAUUAGAUGAAUCUUAUCAAAAUUAUUUUUUAAAUGAAAAUAAUAAUAAGAAUAAUAAUAAAUUUGAAUUUGAUGAUAAAAUUAAUUCACAUUUCUUACCAUCUUUUUCUUUACCAUCUUUACCAUCUUCCUCAUCAUUAUAUUAUAAUUCAAAUUCAAAGGUCAGUAAUUUAACAAAUUUUCAAUUAGAUUAUGAUUCUGAUUCAAGUGUUGAUGAUGACGAUUUUACUUAUAAUUUAAAUCAAAAUAUUGAUAUUAUAAAUAAUAAUACUAAUACUAAUAUUGUUGAUGAUAAUGAUAACCAAAAUCAUAAUUUAUUAUCCUCUAUUACUUCAAAUGAUAAACUUGCUUUAGAUUCAUUUGAAGUAAUUGAUUGGAAUCUAAUUCAUUCAAAUUUAAAUUCAAAUAAUUAUGAUAAUAAUAAUGAUAUUAAUAUUCUUUUAACAGGUAAUCAAAAUAUUAAAUUACAUUCAAUUGAACAAAUAAGAGAUAGUAAUAAUAAGAAGACUGAUGAAAUUAUUGGUUCAAUUUAUGUUAAUAAUCUAACAUUUGAAAAAUUUAUUGAAAUUAAAUUUACUUUUACAAAUUGGUCAGAUAUCCAUUAUGUUACAGCAACAUUUAAUAAGUCAAUUACAAAACAAAUUGAUGAAUUUAAAUUUAAAAUUAAUUUAUCAAGUUUUAAAUAUUUUUUAAAAUUAGAUCAUUUAUUAUUUUCGACAACUGAUUCAAAUUUACCAACUAAUUGUCCUUUAAAAAUCGAAUUUUGUUGUAGAUAUGAUGUUAAUAAUGAAACAUAUUAUGAUAAUAAUAAUUAUAAAAAUUAUGAACUAUCAAUAUUAGCAAAGACACAAAAUUUAGUACCAAAUGAAAGAUUUAAUCCAAUUUAUAUGACAAAAGAACAAAUUAAUCAUAAAGAUAAUUUAAAAAAUUCUAAAAAAAUUAAUAAUAAUUCAUAUUCCUCCACAAAACAAACUAAGAAAUCAUUUUAUUCUGAUUUUUUAGUUUCAACAACUUUAUCUCAUAAGAUUCAUUUAAUGAAUAAUUUUAAAACUAAUAACAAUAAUGGUCAAGCAUAUAAGAAAAGAUUUGUUAAUUCAACUAUAUCAAGAAGAUUCUCAGAAGACACUGACUAUUAUAAUACAUCUCCUUUAAAACAUUUAUAUCAUAAUGAUACAACUCCAAUUAACCCAACAAGUUUAAAUAGAGUCUUAGCUCCAUCAAAUGAAAAAGAAAUAGAUGGUAAUGGCAAUGAUUAUGAGAACAAUAAUGAUAAUGCUGAAGAUGCUACAAUUAUUACCGGUAAUAAUAUCAGUUAUCCAUCAACAAAUCCUUAUGAAUGUACAGAUGAUGUUGCACAAUUAUCAUCAUUCCAACCUUUCACUUAUACAGCUACACCUUCACUUUCUUCAUCUUUAUCUUCAUCUUUAAGUGAUUUACCUCAAUUAGAUGAUUAUACAUAUUUUUUCCAAAAUGAAACUACUCCAGAUGAACAAUUUCAAUAUAAUCCAAAUUAUAAUUUUGCUGAUUCUUUUACAAAAAGUUUCAGUCAAGCAAAAUCAGAGAGUAGUGAUGGUACAGAUGUACCGAACAAUUUUAAAAAUAUUAUUAAUAAUAAAAAUAAUAAUAGUGAUGAUAAUGAUGAGCAUAUAGAUCCCUUACAUAUUACUGAUUCGAAUAAUAAUUUUUCAGAUGAUAGACGAAGUAUUAUAACAGAUACACCUCAGAAUAUUUAUUCUACAAAUUCAGUAUAUAAUGUAAAUGAACGAACAACUAGUCCAGAGAUUAUGUUUAUGAACAAUAAUUCAAAUGAAACUCUAAUUAAUCAUAAAAAUAAUAUAAAUGGACAUCAUGAUAAUGAUACACAAUUGGCGUUACCACAAAUAUCAACAUUACGAUCCGAAACUGUGGAUGAACCAUCGCCGACAAGUUCAAGAUCUUCAUCGAACUCAUCUUCUUUCCUAUCUGCAUCUAAUGAACUUGAAAAUAGAAGAUGCAGUAAUAUGAGUUCACAAAUUGCUAAUACAAUAACAACAUCAGCCCUCUCUGGGAUUACAGAAUCUAUAGAGCCGCGAGCUCUCAAUUAUCAAACUUUGCUAAAUUCUUAUUGCUUUUUUGCUUCAGAUACAAAACCAACAAUUCAUGAAAGUUAUUUCCAAAAUAAAAAAACCGUAGAUAAAGAUAAUCCGGUAGAUAAACGCAUAAAUUAUGGUUCGAUAACUCCUUUAAAUAGGAGUGAAUCACCACCCCCUGCAUCUAAAAUAUUAUCCUCCUAG